UUCAUGGUUGCAUACUUGACCUCAAACAUUACCACCAGUAUUUAUACAAGGAAGACAUGAAGAUAAGAUUGAUUUGAUGAGAUCUGUGACAGUAAAUGGUCUAUGUGAAGGAACCAGUCUGAUCCUGAAUCACUUUUCCUUUGGAAUAGAGAUGCGAGUGAGUGUGAGUCUGUAACUGGGUUACGUGUGUGUGUGUGUGUGUGUGUGUGUGUGUGUGUGUCAGUAUCUCUGUUUAUGUGUGAGUGUGUGCACGUGUGCGUGCUUGCCGGCACGUGGGAGAUCAGUGUCAAUUUUCAACAAGGAUAUAUUUAGGGCAAGUAUGGGAAGGGGGCAGUGACCCUUCCCUGCUCCAAACACACUCCUCUGCUUCACUCUUCUCUCGUGCUCCCCGCUGCUUCGGAGCUCUGAUCCCGUUUACCUCCUGGUUAAUCGUGCUGACGUCACUGGCGGACUGACUGUCCGUCAGUCCGCGUCACCGCUGUCUUACCGUUUGGUGUUGCUCUCAUCAUGGAAGAUCUAGUUACAGAUGGGAGCAUGGGGUGACGGACAGACAGGCAGACGCUCAGUGCUGUUCAGUAAACAGAGAGACUAAAAUCAACUAUUGUCACCAGAGAGAGAGAGAGAGAGAGAGAGAGAGAGCGAGAGAGAGAGAGAGAGGCGUGCACCAUGUGUCAAGCGGAGGUCAGUCCGGGUCUCAACAGCCCCGACCCGCUGGUGAGGGAGGGCUACGUCAUGGCCCACGACUACAUCGCCUACGUCACGGCGGGCGGCCUGGACGGCGGGCGCGCUGUGGGUCGGCCCCUGUCCCGGUGCGCCGCGGCGCUGCGCCACGCCGCCGACGAGCUCCUGCUGCGCUUCCCCAUCUUCUUCCGCCGCUGGCCGCGCGUCUUCCGGAACGUGAGCGAGACGACGGCGUGGCCGCUGCUCAUGUCCAUGCUGGACCAGCACUUCUUCCCCGGCGUGUCCCCCGGCGCGGGGGGCCGGCGGCGGGAGUUGGCGUGGAGCGCCGUGCUGUCCGUGUACGUGCUGGCGGGCCAGAUGGCGCUGCACUGCCAGGAGCAGGGCAUGCAGGGGGUCCUGCCACAGCUCAAGGAGUCGGUGGGCGCCUACGUGGAGAGGGUGGUGUGCCCCGAGAUCCGCGACAAGGGGGGAUGGAGCGGCUUCGUGACACGCUUCGGACCCAAGACCAACCUGGAGAGUCAGGUGCAGAGCGCGUGCUGCUGGGCUCUGCUGCUGCUUGCCACCAGCAUCCUCUCCUACGUUUUCUGGAAGCGGAUAACUUGACCAACACUGCCACCCUCUGGACACAAUGGGAAUCUCCGUCUGUUUCAUUAUUCAACUUUACCACAUUCAUGUUACAAACUCUGGGAAUUGUGCUCAUGCUUUGAGUGUUAAGUCUCAAGUAAAAUGGCAGGAAACCUCCACUAAACUGCAUUACUCAGGUCUGUUCAAGGACAUGGUUUGGAUGCACAUGGCCUAUUUUGUUACAUCACCUGCCGUUUUCAGUCAGGACUCAACCGUUAAGAAUUAGGAAUGCGUUCAGCUGUAGUUAUUAGCUCAGGUUUACUAGUCAGGCGACUUAUGCAACCAGAAAGAUAUGCUGCCGGUCAAAUGUUGCUUUAAGUCAUGUGAUGCAAAUCUAGCACUGACUGGAUUUACGGAACUAAUCUAGGGAAUUGUUCGACCAUGCCUAGCACAUGAUUUUGCAGACCAAUCCAUAAGCUAGCACACCACACUUUAUAUACAGUGUAGGUAAUGACUGCGUCAUGUUUUUGACCGCAGGCUGAGUAUAGAAGGUAAACCAAGACCGUCUGUAAAAGAAUGUUUUUUAUUAACAUGUAGUUUCUGUACAAACAGGACGACAAGGGACAGAAAAAAAAAACUAACAAGAACACUGGAAAGACCGACUUGAGUAGGUCAGGAAAUUAUACAUCUUAGAACGAGAAAACAAAGUUACACAGACACUUCU
This is a messenger RNA of Gadus macrocephalus (Pacific cod), 1969 nucleotides long. RefSeq names its product BCL2 like 16 (gene bcl2l16). Lineage: Eukaryota; Metazoa; Chordata; Actinopteri; Gadiformes; Gadidae. The coding region runs from base 667 to 1284 and encodes 205 amino acids. The transcript is spliced from 4 exons. Gene Ontology annotation, biological process: regulation of apoptotic process; intrinsic apoptotic signaling pathway in response to DNA damage; extrinsic apoptotic signaling pathway in absence of ligand. Gene Ontology annotation, cellular component: mitochondrial outer membrane. Gene Ontology annotation, molecular function: protein heterodimerization activity; protein homodimerization activity. The record is from RefSeq and is a predicted model, not a curated record.